Molecule: messenger RNA, 1842 nt
Organism: Homarus americanus (American lobster)
Lineage: Eukaryota; Metazoa; Arthropoda; Malacostraca; Decapoda; Nephropidae
Product: vegetative cell wall protein gp1-like
Exons: 2
Source: RefSeq, a predicted model, not a curated record
AUGCAUCACCUGCACUCUUCUAGCGCUCCACUUUCGCCUGACAUAAGCCGCUCACCUGCACCAGCCUGCCCACCUACCUGCUUCGCCAAUCACUCUGACAUUUCACGCCUCUACGCCCACCAGCACCCACCUACACUCGUGCCGCACCCUGCGCUACCAGCUGUUUGCCCCACCAACGCCCAUCCUGCGCACCUGCACUCUUUUGCCACCAUUCGCCUCCUGCGCCCCACCGGCACCACUCCUGCGCCCACCAGCCAGCGGCCUGACGGUUUGCUCUGCACCAGCGUCCUCAUGCACUCAACGCUCUCCUGCACCCGCCAUGCUUGUUCACUCAUGCUGCGCUCACCUACACCCUUGUCUCGCCUUAUCGCUGUGGCCUGCGCCCGCAGCGCCUCCUGCGCCCCGCCGACGCUCUCCUGCGCCCGCAACGCCUCCUGCGCCCACCAGCUUCAUUGUUCUGUGGCUUUGCACUCCUGCACCCAGCGUCAUCCUGCGCUCAGCGCCCUCCUGCGCCCAUCCUGCGGCCCCGCACCUGCGCCUGCUCCUGCGCCCCGGCAGCGCCUCCCUGCGCCCCCCACCGGCUGGCGGUACCUGCGGCUGCACUCUCCUGCGCACACCAGCGUCAUCUGCGCUCGCCGUCAUCUGCCUGCAAGCUGCCACUGUGGCUACAGGCUACACCCACCAACGUCAUCCUGCAACACAUCUCGCCCACCAGCUGUGGCUACGCCUGCCUUGCCCAUCCUGCCUGGCUGGCCUGUGAACACGCCCAUCAUCGCCCACCAACGUCAUCUCGCAUCCUGCACUUCCGCCAGCGUGCUCCUGCGCCCACCAGCGCCCUCACCAGCUGUUACCACAGCGGCUACGCCCUCCUGCGCCCACCAACGUCCUCCUACGCCCCACCAACGCAUCCUACGCCCACCAGCCAGCAGCCUGCAGCAGCUUUCACGCCCCUCCUGCACCCACCAGCAUCCUCCUGCACCCUCCUGCACCCGCAACGCCGCCUGCGCCUCCUGCGCACCAGCACCCACCACGCUCACCUGCGCCCGCAACGCCCAUCCUCGCCCCGCCAGCUGCCAGCCUCUGGCAGCCUACGCUACGCUCACUACACCCACCAACGUCACUCCUACUUGCCCACCAGCACCCGCCUGCACCAGCAUCCUGCGCACCGCCAGCUGUGACCUGCAACCAGCUUUCACGCACUCCUGCGCCCACCAGCGUCACUCCCUGCACCCGCUCAACGCACUCCUGCGCCCACCAGCACCAUGGCCUGCGCAACGCACUCCCCUACGCCCGCCUGCGCUCUUCCACGCCCGCAACGCCUCCUACCCACCAGCUGUAUUACUCUGUAUAUUUCACGCAUCCUGCCGCCCACCAACGUCAUCCUGCGCCUCAACACCUCUGCACCUGACUGCUUAUUCGCCACCAGCACCCUCCUGCGCAUACGCUCACCACCCCUGCCCUUACCACCCCACCAACACCCCACCUCGCCACCAGCACUUACCUGCGCCUGUUGCCUCCACGCCCCCACCAGCUGGCCCGUACCGGCAGCUACGCCUCCUACGCCUGGCGUCAUCCUGCACCCGCAGCGCCCUCCUGCCUUACCGGCUGGCAGCCUGCGCACCAGCGCCCUCCUGCGCACCAGCGCACUCUACGCCCCACCAGCUGCCGGUACCGGCAUUGCGCCCAUCCUGCCCGCCAGCGUCAUCACCGCGCAUCCUGCGCGCACCAGCGUCAUCACCACGCCACCAGCGCCGCUCCUGCGCCCGCCAGCUUUCAGCGGCCUGCAACCAGCUGCGCGCUCCUGCACGCCACCGGCAUCAUCCUGCGCCCCGCCAGCGCCAG